Molecule: messenger RNA, 2025 nt
Organism: Rosa rugosa (rugosa rose)
Lineage: Eukaryota; Viridiplantae; Streptophyta; Magnoliopsida; Rosales; Rosaceae
Product: protein WUSCHEL-like
Exons: 2
Coding region: 1090-1896 (268 amino acids)
Biological process (GO): plant organ development
Molecular function (GO): DNA-binding transcription factor activity; DNA binding
Source: RefSeq, a predicted model, not a curated record
AUUAAUAUAUGCUCACGUGUUAUAUUUAUUAUGUCAUAAGCGACAUAAAUAAAAUAACGGGGGAGGCAAGGUUCGAAACCUCAACCUGCCGCACGAAACCUUUGUCCCCCAACCACUGGAGCACAAGCUGUGCUUAAUAUAAUGUGUACAAAUUUUAUACUUAUUAUGUCAUAACGAACAUAAUAAAAAUAAACGAGAGGCGAGGUUCGAACCUCAGACCUCUUGUACACGAACUGUACACUCAACCACUCGAGCACGGCUGCUCACGUUAUUAUCCAUACCAAUCCUUUUAUUUAAACCAACUGUUUCAACUGUUUAAACAAUUCGGCCCAAAACAUCCAAGACUGUUGCAGAAACCCAGCCCAACGUAUCCAAAACUGUUACAGAAAUCCGGCCCAACUCAUCCAAAACUGUUUCAGAAACUCGGCCCAUCAUGUCCAAAACUGUUUCUGAAACUCGGCCCAUCAGGCCUCCACCCACAGCUACAGUGAUGCCUUGAUCCGAGACAGGCCCAAGUACGGCCCACUUGUGUCACGGCUUAUCCCUUCCGUGAUUUACGGCAGUCAAAUCUGCUUUCGGCUACAGCUGUCUGCCACAGCGCCUCGAGAUUCCCUCGGUCCCCUUACACGCUCUCCACGCGCCAACAGCUUUUCCGUGUUUUAGGGCGACUUUAAUCCAACGCGUAGAAUGAAUCACAGGAGUCGUCCAUCCAACGGUGGAGAUCCGCUCACCUCGCUCUAUAAAUAGGUGCAUUCUGAGGGCGCAACUGUUCAUUCCAAAGGAACGAAAAUCUCUCCUGAGUUCCAGCCCCUCUCUCCCAACUCUUCAGCCUUUCUCUUCUCAAAUCCUUUCUUCAUCAAUUUCAAUCCUUCUCUUCUGAUCUUCUCUCCCAUCUAGUUGAUUCAAUCCCAUCUUUCCUCUGAACUUUCAGAUCUUCAAUCUUUUCCUCCAAAUCUUCAAUCCUUCUUUCUCAGAUCUUUUCUUCCAUUUGAAGAUUCGAUCUCAUCUUUCCUCUGAGAAUCUCAGAUCUCCAAUCACCAGUUCAACAACUCCAAUCCUUCUAACAAAAUCUCCCUCAAACACUAAACCAUGUAUUCCUCGAUUUCCACAUCCUCUCACCCCAUGACCCAAGAGCCACGAACUCUGCAACUAAUGGAGCUCCAAACCCCGCAACAAAUGGAACCACAACAACAGCAACCAACAGAGGAGGGAGGAAACACCCAAGCAGCUGGAAGUAGUGCCAACAUGGAUUUCUGGCGAAGCCGUACCAGGUGGAUUCCUACUCCAGAACAAAUAAGAAUCCUCAAGGAUCUUUACUACGUCAAGGGAUUUAAGUGCCCAACUACAGAGCAGAUUCACGAGAUCUGUCUCCAGCUGAACCAGUAUGGGCAUGUUGAGGGUAAGAACAUUUACUUUUGGUUCCAGAACGUCAGGGCUCGAGAGAAGCAGAUGAAUAGGUGUAAUCAGGCUGCUCCAGUGCCCAUGAGAACUAGUUCUCUUGGUACUGGUAGAUCCAUUGAUCUCAAUUUUGGGUCCACUGGUUCUACUGGUGCUGGUGGAUCCAUCGACAUCAAUUUUGGGCCAGCUGGUGGAUCCAUUGACAUCAAUUUUGGGUCCACUAGUUCUACUGAUGAUGGUAGAUCUAUUGAUCUCAACUUUGGUUCCACCUAUUCUACUGGAGGACAAACAUCCCUGCAACAACGAGGAGGAGAUCACCAGGAGGUUCAAACUCUUCCUCUGUUCCCCGUGCACGGCGAGGACGUCUUUGGUAACCUGAAGACUACUUCCGAGGAAGGUAGUGCACAUGAUUACUAUUUCGGUGGCUCAGGCGGUUACAACCGUGGAUCUCCAGUUUCUCUUGAGCUCAGCCUCAACCCAUCCGGAGCUGCUGACUAGGCUUAGUACAGCAUAGUCCUCGUUUUCCUUUUUUUUUUUUUUUUUUUUUUUUUUUUUCUUUUUUUUUUUUGUAAUAUAAACUCAAUAAGAUGGUGUGCAUGUUUUCUUUCCUGUUUGUUUAACCAACAA